CAUAAUACCUGAAUUGUGUCGAUGUACACGUCGCGCAUAUCAUUGGUUAUUGGCAUCAGUUACAGUCAUUACCUCGAUCCAAUGGCAAGUAAACGAUGGAAGAACGAUGUCGCAUACGCGAUGACUCCCUUCAAGAUAUUAUCCUGGCCUGUAGGUGUUUGGCCACUUCAAGUUUAUAACGGCUUUUCAUUAAUACGAUGCAUUUUGGCCACUUGUUGCAUGAGCACAUUAGUGAUCUUGCCUUCCAUGGAAUUUCAAAUGGGCUGCACUAACACGGAGCAAAACAUAGACGGUCUUAUGUUGGCCUGUUGCGGUGUGCUCGGAGUGCUAAAGACUAUAUGCUUCCGCAUAUACGCAAAGAACUUAACUGACAAUUACAGCUCUGCUCGAAAUGAUUUUCUGACGAUUGAAAACACAGACCAUCGCACCAUCAUGCGAAGACACGCUUUUAUAGGAAGAAUUCUCUCCUGUUUCAUGGUGUGCUUCUCUUACGUUAGUGUGUUGAUAUAUUCGUUAAUACCUCUUCUGGGUGAAGAGCAGAUUAAUGAUCAAGCUAAACAGAUCAAUAUAACAGAUGAAGACAUUAUAUUGGAUUAUCCAAUGCCAUCAAGAUGCGCAUUAGAAUAUCUGCAUGUUCCGAGAAGCAUGUAUGAAAUUACUUGUUUGUUGGAAUUUAUCGUGCUAAUACUUACAUGUACUUGUAAUCAUGGUAAUGAUUCUCUGUUUCUCAAUAUUACAUUGCAUAUGUGCGGUCAAGUAAAAAUUCUAAAGGCCAAUUUUAUUGAGUUUAGUGUCUCAAGUCCGCAAAUCUACGAUCGUUUUAAUGCUCUAAUUCAGAGGCAUAAAUAUCUGAUAGAAUUGGCCAAGGAAUUGGCUGAGUCGAUCAGUUUAGUUUUGAUAACGCAAUUAUUUAUUAGCAGCGUAUUGUUAUGUAUAAUGGGAUUUCAAUUUAUCUUGGCAUUAAAAACACACAACAUUGUUGUAAUGGGAAAAAGUUUCAUGGUAUUGUGUACUUUUCUAACGCAAUUAUCUGUAUACAGUUUUGUCGGGGAUUACUUGAAAUCCCAAAUGGAAGAAGUUGGACUUUACAUUUAUCAAAGCACCUGGUAUAAUUUUCCUGUGAAGUUGGCGAAAAAUUUAACCUUUAUUAUUAUGCGUACACAAUUGCCCGUCAAGCUGCAAGCUGGAAACGUUAUUGUGGUAAACCUGGCAACUUAUAUGAGUAUUUUGAAAACUUCUAUGUCAUAUCUGUCUGUACUACGCGUAAUGAUAGAAACGUAAAAUUUAAUACAUAAAAUAAAAAAAAUUUUACAAUUUGUACAUUUAUUAUUUGGUAUUGUAUUCGGCAAAAUAGAAUUCUGUAGAAACAAAAGUUUACUAUAAUAUAUUGUUUUAAUAAAAUUGCUAAUUAUAAUCAUAAUACAAUAAUCAAAUUGUGCCAAAAAUCCAUUAUUUCUUCUCAUAAAAAAUUUUCAGAAAUAUAUGUGUAUUUAAAAAAAACUGUUUUGCUUGAAAAAUUACAAACUU
This is a messenger RNA of Monomorium pharaonis (pharaoh ant), 1527 nucleotides long. Its product is annotated as odorant receptor 13a. Gene Ontology annotation, cellular component: plasma membrane. The record is from RefSeq and is a predicted model, not a curated record. Gene Ontology annotation, molecular function: odorant binding; olfactory receptor activity. Lineage: Eukaryota; Metazoa; Arthropoda; Insecta; Hymenoptera; Formicidae. The coding region runs from base 22 to 1281 and encodes 419 amino acids. The transcript has 4 exons. Gene Ontology annotation, biological process: detection of chemical stimulus involved in sensory perception of smell; sensory perception of smell.